AUGGUCUCUGGCACUAUCCUGGUUGACAACAUGCUGAUCAAAGGGACAGCAGGAGGGCCUGACCCCACCAUCGAGCUCUCCUUGAAGGACAACGUGGAUUACUGGGUGAUCCUGGAUCCCAUCAAACAGACCCUGUACCUGAACAGCACCGGCCGAGUCCUGGACAGGGAUCCCCCAGUGUCCAUCCAGUCCAUCGUGGUGCAGGUGCAGUGUGUGAACAAGAAGGUUGGCACCAUCAUCAACCACGAGGUGCGGAUCGUGGUGAGGGACCGCAACGACAACUCCCCUCAGUUCCAGCAGCAGCGCUACUACGUGGCCGUGAACGAGGCUUCCAACAGGACCUUUGAUAUUCCUCUCACUUUGUCCGGAGCAGUAGUUCUACGGGAAAGACUAAAUUAUGAAGAAAAGACUCGUUAUUUUGUCAUUGUUCAAGCAAAUGACCGAGCCCAAAAUCUGAAUGAGAGAAGGACAAGUACAACCACCCUGACAGUGGAUGUGCUGGAUGGGGACGAUUUGGGACCAAUGUUUCUCCCCUGUGUCCUGGUGAACAACACCCGUGACUGCAGACCCCUCACCUACCAAGCCAGCCUGCCUGAACUCACUGAUCCUGCCCGUGUGAAUCCCAUCAGUGUCACUCCACCCAUCCAGGCCAUAGAUCAGGACCGAAACAUCCAGCCUCCUUCCGAUCGACCGGGCAUCCUCUAUUCCAUCCUAGUUGGUACCCCUGAGGAUUAUCCACAGUAUUUCCAUAUGAAUCUCACAACAGCUGAACUGACACUCCUCAAGCCAAUAAAUAGGGAUUUACACCAGAAGUUUGACUUGGUUAUUAAGGCUGAACAAGACAAUGGCCACCCCCUUCCUGCCUUUGCCAACCUGCACAUCGAGGUCCUCGAUGAGAACAACCAGAAGCCUUAUUUCACCAGAUCCACCUAUGAGGGCUUCAUCCUGGAAUCCUCCCCGGUGGGAACCACCAUCUCAGAUAACCAGAACCUCACUUCUCCACUGCAGGUCGUGGUGCUGGACAACGACGUGGAGGAGACCAAGGAUCCCCAGCUCCAUCUCUUCCUGAACGAUUACAGCACGUUCUUCACUGUGACUCAGAGUGGCAUCACCCGCUACCUCACCCUGCUGCAGCCCCUGGACAGAGAAACCCAGCAGCUCUACACCUUCUCGAUGACAGCUUCUGAUGGAGUCCAGGAGAGUGUCCCAGUGACUGUCAAUAUCCUGGUGAUCGAUGCAAAUGAUAAUUCCCCCACCUUCUCCAACAUCUCUUACAAUGUCAAGAUUUAUACGGAUAUGAGGCCUGGGGAAGGUGUUAUAAAGCUCACAGCUGUAGAUGCGGACGAGGGACCCAAUGGCCAGAUAGUGUAUGAAAUUUUGGCUGGGGAUCAGGGAGACUUCAGCAUCCAUGAGCGAACAGGCCUUGUCACCAUCGCUCCAGGAGUGGUGCUGGCAGUGGGGCGAUCCUACGCUCUCACUGUCAAAGCCUCUGACAGUGCUCCUCCUGCACAGAGAAGAGUUCCCAACUGUGCUGUCACUGUGCAUGUCCAUUCGCUGGGAGAAGCUGAGGCUUUUGAUAGGGAGGGUGACCCCAUAAGAUACCUCAUUCAGAAUGGAGAUCCUCAACAAGUUUUUAAUCUCUCUCAAAGUUCUGGGCUUCUGGCCCUGGGAAAACCCUUGGACAGGGAAAGCACCGACCGCUACAUCCUGAUUGUCACGGCCUCGGACGGCAGACCCGACGGGACCUCAACUGCUACUGUCAAUAUAGUGGUGACAGAUGUGAAUGACAACGGACCAGUUUUUGACAUGUUUCUACCCAAAAACCUCUCUGUGCAGGAAGAGGAAGCCAAUGCUUUUGUUGGUCAAGUUAGGGCGAAGGAUGUUGAUCUGGGCUCGGACGUGAACUAUCGGAUCCGCACGGAGGAGGCACGACAGUAUUUUGCACUGAACAGGCACACGGGCGAGUUGUCCCUGCUGAAGUCCUUGGAUUAUGAGUCAUUCUCUGACACAGAAGCCACCUUCACCUUCCUGGUGGAAGCCUUCGACAGCAAGGGCACGAUGCCUCCUGGGCUGGCCACCGUCACCGUGAGGGUCAAGGAUAUGAAUGAUUACUCACCAGUGUUCAGCCAGAAGCUCUACAGGGGGAUGGUUGCUCCUGAUGCCAUCAAGGGCACCGUUAUCACCACGGUUUCAGCUGAGGAUCAGGAUCCCCCGGGCACACCAGCGAGUCGGGUCCGGUACAAAGUGGAUGUUGUCCAAUUCCCUUACAGUGCCAGCAUUUUUGACGUGGAGGAAAACUCAGGACGUGUGGUGACCCGAGUGAACCUCAAUGAGGAGCCCAGCACAGUGUUCAAGCUGGUGGUCAUUGCAUAUGAUGAUGGGGACCCGGUGAAGUUCAACACCACGACGGUAGAAAUUGCUGUGCUGCAGCCCUCGGUCAUCCCACGCUUCACACAGGAUGAGUACAGACCCCCCCCAGUGAGUGAAAGUGCCCCCAAAGGAACCGUGGUCGCUGUUGUCACCGCAGCCGCCCUGAACCAGACAGUCGUGUAUUCCAUUGUUUCAGGGAAUGAAGAGGAUGUGUUUGCCAUCAACAACAGAACGGGUGUGAUCUCCAUUAAGAAGGCUCUGGAUUAUGAAAGUGUGACGAGUUACGAGCUCCGGGUCCAGGCAGAUUCCUUGCAAGUGGUGAGAUCCAACCUGCGGGUCCCUUCCAAGAGUAACACAGCCAAGGUGUUUAUCGAGGUGAAGGAUGAAAAUGACCACGUGCCUGUGUUCACCAAAAAAAUGUACAUUGGAGGGGUGUCUGAAGAUGCCAGAAUGUUUUCUUCUGUGCUUAAAGUUAAGGCUGAUGAUAAAGACACUGGGAAUUACAGUGCCAUGCAGUACAGACUCAUCAUUCCCCCCAUCAAGGAUGGCAAAGAAGGUUUUGUGAUUGAAGCUUACACAGGGCUGAUCAAAACUGCAAUGCUCUUCAAAAACAUGAGGAGAUCCUAUUUCAAGUUCCAGGUCAUUGCCACUGACAAUUAUGGAAAAGGACUGAGCAGCAAAGCAGAAGUGCUUGUCUCUGUGGUCAAUCAGCUGGAUAUGCAGGUCAUCGUCUCCAACGUUCCUCCCACCCUCGUGGAGCAAAACAAAGAUCAGCUCAUAGGGAUUUUGGAGCGCUACAUCCAGGACCAGAUUCCCGGGGCGACGGUGGUGGUGGAGUCCAUCGGGGCGCGCAGGUUCGGGGACGGCUUCUCCGAAGAGGAUUACACCAAGUCCGACCUCAUGGUCUACGCCAUCGACCCGCAGACCAACAGGGCCAUCAUGAGGAACGAACUGUUUAAGUUCCUGGAUGGCAAACUGCUGGAUAUCAACAAGGAGUUCCAGCCCUACCUGGGGCAGGGCGGGCGAAUCCUGGAGAUCCGCACGCCGGACGUGGUGGCCAACGUGAAGAAGCAGGCGCAGGCCGUGGGCUACACGGAGGGAGCGCUGCUGGCCCUGGCUGUGAUCAUCAUCCUGUGCUGCCUGCCAGCCAUCCUCAUCGUCAUGGUCAGCUACAGGCAAUUCAAAGAGAGGCAGGCUGAGUGUGCCAAGACUGCCAGGAUCCAGAUGGCUUUGCCAGCAGGGAAACCAGCCAGUGCCGCUGCCAACAACCUCUACGAGGAGCUUGGAGACAGCACCAUGCGAGGAUAUGCACAGCAAGAGCAACAGCAGUUGCUGAGACCUUCUCUUCUCAGACCAGAGGAGCUGAGUAUGGAGUCUGGAAUUGAUCCAGGGCAGGAAUACUAUGGGCAAGAUUACUACAGUUAUGAGCAUGGGUACGAGCUGCCGCAGUACGGGAGCCGCCGCCGGCUGCUGUCCCCGGCGGGGAUGUACGACGAGUACGGGGAGGUGGUGGUGGAGAGCGACGGUGGCUACUACUACAGUCCCCAUGGACCCACAGCUGAAGAGGGGAUGAGUCAAGUCAGAGGUGCUCCGAGCAGAGGGAUAAGCCAGGCAGCAGGGGCUCAAAUAGCAGCUAGACCUUUAGGUGGUGGGAUGGACCCAAGGCGUGGUCCUGGACUGUACAGGACCAGCCAGGGCAAAAGGAGGCUGAAAGCAGUGAUGCAUGUGAGUCGUGUGGCAGUCAGUGCUCACAAACCGGUGGGAAGAGCCGAGUCCGCUCGUUCCCGAUGGAAGAAAGCAAAGAUAUUCCCGAUGAUCCUGCAGAAAGUGAAGGGCAGCAGGAAGGAUUCCAGCUAUGCCAAGCUGAUGUCGGCUCGCCAAGCAGAGGGAGACAAAAGCAUGAUCAUCAGGGGAAGCUACUUCCAGAAAUCCACAGAUGACAGACCUUCCAUGAGGAAGCUGAAUCACGUGUUAAAGCGUAUCAGCGUCUCCAGGAAACUUCAGGAGCCCCUUGGCAAGGAUUUGGCACGUAGAGAGGAGGAGUCUGAAAGAGAGGAAGCAAAAUCAGGGGUUUCAAUAAGUAUCACAGCAGAGAGUGAGCAGGAGGACAGUGACUAUGAGAAGAAGAAGAAGAGAAGGAGACACACCUCAGAUGAGUCAUCUGAGAAGAGCAGCAGCUCCGGCUCGGAGUCGGAAGACAAAGACUACUUGAAAAUAACUCUGGACCAAGAUGAAGCCACAGAAAGCACCGUGGACUCGGAUGAAGAAACUGGGCAGGAUUUGGGGGAUUCUGAGGACGACUCUGAGUCCAGCUCCAGCAGUGAAUCGGAGGAGGACUCAUCUGAAGAGGACGAUGACGAGGAAGACUCGGACAGCGAUGAGGAUAGCAGCCUGUCAAAGAGCUCAUCCACACGAAGUUCCUACAGCAGAUCAGGGACCAGCGAGUCCAGCAGCCUCAGAAGCACUGAAAUGUCCAGUAUAAAAAGCAGGGGAGGGAGCUCUCAUGGCAGAGCGAGACACUCCAGCCAGAAAUCCAGCGGCUCUACUGCAUCGGGCAGUGACAGGGACACGAGCUACAGGAAAACUUCAGGAUCCAGCUACAAGAGCAAAACCUCCUCCGCCAGCGUGGGGAUAGAAGACACCAUAGAAGAGGUGUCAGAAGAAGAGGAAGAAGCAGAUGAGACAGCAGAUAGUUCAAGCAAGGCAGCUUCUAAAACAUCUGCAAAACCUGGAGAGGGCAAGAAAGGGAAAUCAGCUGUCAGUGGUGAGGAGAGCGAGGAGGAGAGCGCAGAAGAGGCUGACACAGGUGGUAGUGACAGGGAGGAAACUCUCAGUAAGAACGGAUCUUCUGGCCUAGAAAGUGAAAUGAGUGGGAUUUCCAAAGGUCCCAACGUGAAAAGAGUGAAAAAGGGAAAAAAGGUGUCCCAGGAACAGAGUCAGUCUCAGUCAGGUGAGAGCCUGGAGACUGGAGUCACGGAGUCGGAGGCCGCGGGGGAUUCCACGUCCUUCUAA
Molecule: messenger RNA, 5382 nt
Organism: Manacus vitellinus (golden-collared manakin)
Lineage: Eukaryota; Metazoa; Chordata; Aves; Passeriformes; Pipridae
Gene: PCDH15
Product: protocadherin related 15
Exons: 33
Coding region: 1-5382 (1793 amino acids)
Biological process (GO): homophilic cell-cell adhesion; adherens junction organization; cell-cell junction assembly
Cellular component (GO): catenin complex; stereocilium; adherens junction
Molecular function (GO): cadherin binding; calcium ion binding
Source: RefSeq, a predicted model, not a curated record